AUGGCGAUCACAGCAACCGACGGCGUUCACAGCAACAGACAGCGUGUGCUCCAUGUAUGGCAUUCACAGCAACGAAUGGCGUGUGCUCCAUGUAUGGCGUUCACAGCAACCGAUGGCGUGUGCUCCAUGUAUGGCGUUCACAGCAACGAAUGGCGUGUGCUCCAUGUAUGGCGUUCACAGCAACGAAUGGCGUGUGCUCCAUGUAUGGCGUUCACAGCAACAGACAGCGUGUGCUCCAUGUAUGGCGUUCACAGCAACCGACGGCGUUCACAGCAACAGACAGCGUGUGCUCCAUGUAUGGCGUUCACAGCAACAAAUGGUGUGUGCUCCAUGUAUGGCGUUCACAGCUACCGAUGGCGUUCACAGCAACCGAUGGCGAUCACAGCAACCGAUGGCGAUCACAGCAACCGAUGGCGUGUGCUCCAUGUAUGGCGUUCACAGCAACGAAUGGCGUGUGCUCCAUGUAUGGCGUUCACAGCUACCGAUGGCGUGUGCUCCAUGUAUGGCGUUCACAGCUACCGAUGGCGUUCACAGCAACCGAUGGCGAUCACAGCAACCGAUGGCGAUCACAGCAACCGAUGGCGUGUGCUCCAUGUAUGGCGUUCACAGCAACGAAUGGCGUGUGCUCCAUGUAUGGCGUUCACAGCUACCGAUGGCGUGUGCUCCAUGUAUGGCGUUCACAGCAACCGAUGGCGAUCACAGCAACCGAUGGCGUGUGCUCCAUGA
Molecule: messenger RNA, 726 nt
Organism: Pelobates cultripes (western spadefoot toad)
Lineage: Eukaryota; Metazoa; Chordata; Amphibia; Anura; Pelobatidae
Source: the annotation of a GenBank genome assembly